This is a messenger RNA of Ctenocephalides felis (cat flea), 1092 nucleotides long. RefSeq lists its product as uncharacterized. Gene Ontology annotation, molecular function: zinc ion binding; nucleic acid binding. Bases 1 to 1092 code for a protein of 363 amino acids. The transcript is spliced from 2 exons. The record is from RefSeq and is a predicted model, not a curated record. Lineage: Eukaryota; Metazoa; Arthropoda; Insecta; Siphonaptera; Pulicidae.
AUGGAACCCAUUUUUGAAGAAGCUAGAAAAGGUAAAGAUAAUAGUAUAGAAAUAAAUAAAUUUAGAAUUCAAUUAGCAAUUAGCACUAUACCCGAAUUUAAUGGCAAUUCAGAUGACCUUUAUAGAUUUUUAAGUACUGUAGACUCAAUUUUAGAUGACGUGGAUUUUGAGACCUACAAAUUUAUAUCAAAAAUUGUUAUUUGUAAAUUAAGUGGAACAGCUUUUGAUUGCAUUAGACGGGCUGAUUAUCAGUUAUGGAAUAAUGUCAAACCUAUUCUAAUUAAACGUUUUAAAGAUAGAAGGUCCAUCGCUGAGUUACAUCACGAGCUAGCAACAACAACAAGAAAAAAUGGGGAAUCGAUUGAGGAAUUUGCAGAGAAACUUGAGAGUUUGCUUACGUUAAUAAACAACGAAUGCUAUUUUACACAAAAUGAAAUAGCGUAUCCAUCAUAUUGUGACUUGGCUUUGGCCGUUUUCGUUAAAGGCCUACCAUUUCACUUGAAAAUUAUAGUUAAAGCAGCCAAACCGGAAAAUUUGAAGGAUGCAAGGAAUAUCGCUGCAAAUGAAGAAAAAUAUUUAAACAUCAGAUCCGAUAAAAAAUACAACCCAUUCGUCACUUGCAGAUACUGCAAGAAAAGGGGACACCACAUUAACCAAUGUCGAAAACUUACAAAUAGGAAAAGAGAUGACAAACCUAGAAUCUACAAUGGUGGAAAUGACGAUAGAAUGGACUACGAAAGUAAUAAGGAUCUGAAAUAUACAAAAAUAUAUGAUGAUACAUACAAGGCAUUCAUAACAACUAAAGAAGAGUCCGAAGAGUCCAAAGAGUCCGAAGAGUCCGAAGAGUCCGAAGAGUCCGAAGAGUCCGAAGAAUCCGAAGAACAAAAAGAAUACAAAGAAGAAAGUUUGACUCACAACACCAAAAUAGAAGAGUUGACGACAAUCGCUGCAAAUUCAUACGAAGAAGAAAAGGAACUAUAUGUGGACCAAGAUAUGGAACCAACCAUACGUGCAAAUUCAUACGAAGAAGAAAAGAAUCUAUAUGAGGCAGAAGAUAUGGAAUAUCAAAUGCAAGAUUCUUUACGCCAUUAA